Messenger RNA from Tachyglossus aculeatus (Australian echidna), 1552 nucleotides. It is a transcript of the gene VTI1B, whose product is annotated as vesicle transport through interaction with t-SNAREs 1B. Gene Ontology annotation, biological process: macroautophagy; retrograde transport, endosome to Golgi; Golgi to vacuole transport. Gene Ontology annotation, cellular component: Golgi apparatus; endoplasmic reticulum membrane; late endosome membrane. NCBI's taxonomy places the organism in Eukaryota, Metazoa, Chordata, Mammalia, Monotremata, Tachyglossidae. Gene Ontology annotation, molecular function: SNAP receptor activity; SNARE binding. The record is from RefSeq and is a predicted model, not a curated record. The transcript has 6 exons. Bases 588 to 1271 code for a protein of 227 amino acids.
GGAGGAGCAGGCGGCGGCGGCCUGGCGUCUCCCCGCGCCUUUUCCCGCUCCUUUUCCCGGGGAGGGAGGCCCCCCGGUCGGGAUUGGGAUCGGGAUUGGGGUCGGGACCGGCCGGAAGCGGCGGUAGCCGCCGCGGGAACGCCCAGGGCCUGCAGGCAGUUGCGGUAGCAGCAGGAAGUUGCAGGGCCUGAGGGCGGUUGCAGGAGCAGCAGGAAGUUGCAGGAAGCUGCAGCAGGCGCAGCCGCCGCAGGAAGGUGCAGGGCCUCGCAGGCCGUUGCAGCAGCUGCAGGGAGCUUCGGGGCCUGCUGCAGGCCGUUGCAGUAGCUGCGGGAAGGCGCAGGCAAUUGCAGCAGGCUUAGGAAGGCGCAGGCAAUUGCAACGGUUGCAGCAGGAGGUGCGGGGUUGGGCGAGCCAUGGGCCCGGUGUUGGGCGGCCCGGGGGGGCUCCCCGCCCGGCGCCCGACCUGAUCCCGGGAGGGGCUCCGACCGCCCUCCGUCGGCCGUCGUCCAUCGUCCUCCUCCUCCCUCCUCCAUCGUGGUGGUGGGGGUCGCCGUCCCCCGUCCCCCCCGGCCGGUGCGGGCGGCGCCAUGUCGUCGGAGCCGGUGGAGAAGCUGCACGACAUCUUCCGCGGGCUGCACGACGAGCUGCGCCGGGCCCCCGCACGGAUGCUCGCCUGCGCCGGAGGAGAAGAGAGGAAGAAGCUCAUCAGAGACUUUGACGAGAAGCAGCAGGAAGCAAAUGAAACGCUGGCGGAGAUGGAGGAGGAGCUGCGCGGCGCCCCGCUGGCCUUCCGCAACUCCAUGAUGACCAAGCUGCGGGCCUACAAGAAGGACCUGGCCAAACUCCAGCGGGAGAUGAGGAGCGCGCCUCCGGUCUCCGGGCCCGGGGCCCGGCGAGACGCCAAGUACGGGGACUACGCGCUGGAAAACGAGCAGGCGACGCGCCUGCAGGCCCAGCGGGCCUUGCUCCUCCAGGGCACGGACAGCCUGAACCGGGCCAGCCAGAGCAUCGAACGGUCGCACCGCAUCGCCGCCGAGACAGACCAGGUGGGCUCAGACAUCAUUGAGGAGCUGGGGGACCAGCGGGACCAGCUGGAGCGCACCAAGAGCAGGCUGGUGAACACGAGCGAAAACCUGAGCCGAAGUCGGAAGAUCCUGCGGUCCAUGUCCAGACGAGUCACAACGAACAAGCUGCUGCUUUCCAUGGUCAUCCUCCUGGAGCUGGCCAUCCUGGGGGGCCUGGUGUAUUACAAGUUCAUCCGCAAGCACUGAAGCCGCCGGAUCGAUCGCUGGAUGGCUGGAUGUCUCCUCUGGAGGAGGCGAGCUGGGGCUCCUCCCUCCCUCCCUCCCCGCCUCCCGCCGCCGGCCGGAGCGCAGAGACCCAACCGCGGCCGGACCGUGGCUCCGGAGAGGCGGGGGCCGACCCGGACUGGAGCACCAGGGCGCCGGUUUAAUAUGCCAAGGUAAUGAAUGUUGUACCCGCCACGUGGUGAAAUUUACAGCCUGCCCCGAUAGAUGCCCAACGGACCGAAUAAAACCCUUUACAGAAUUCA